Messenger RNA from Clarias gariepinus (North African catfish), 3431 nucleotides. It is a transcript of the gene armc6, whose product is annotated as armadillo repeat containing 6. Gene Ontology annotation, biological process: hematopoietic progenitor cell differentiation. The record is from RefSeq and is a predicted model, not a curated record. The transcript is spliced from 8 exons. Gene Ontology annotation, molecular function: protein binding. NCBI's taxonomy places the organism in Eukaryota, Metazoa, Chordata, Actinopteri, Siluriformes, Clariidae. Bases 151 to 1560 code for a protein of 469 amino acids.
UUUGAUUCACAACCGCUUGCGUAAAUUUUGUAACUGAUUCUUGACUAGCUGUCGCUUCUGUUCUAACGUAGCGCUCUGUUCUUUGUAGCUGGGUGGGAUUUUAUCGUUGAGCUGCAGCCUGGGUGGUGUGCUGUUAAUUACUCUGCAGACAUGGCGAAACGCAGAAUAACACAGGAGACGUUUGACUCGGCGGUGAGGGAGAACAUCGAGGAGUUCGACAUGGAGGAGAGUGAAGCUCUGAAGGAAGCAAUCGAGCAGUUUGAGUCUCAGGGUGUGGACCUGAGUAAUAUUGUCAAAGCAGUACCGAAAGGAUCUUCUGAAGAGCCAACAGAUGAUCAAACUCAUGAAGUCCUCCAGGCUCUGCAGUCUCUCACAAGUGCAUUAGAGUCCUUGUCUUCGCCUACGUCCAUGUUAGAGAGUUUAAAGCUCUUUACAGAGCAGUGCUCCCUAGGCUUUGCUCACCGAUACCUGGCAGCCCAGAAAGACGCCUAUCCAACGCUUCUGUCCUGCUGCCAGGCUGCUGGUGACGACAAUGAAGUGCUGUCUGCGGCUCUAACUGCUCUUUCUGCGCUCACUGAUGGUCAGCCCGAUCUUUUGGACUCUGACGGUCGGCACUUUUUGAUGGACACCUUACGCAGCCACCUGGAGGAUCCGUCACUGACCUGCGUCGGGGUCCGGACGGUGCGUCACUGCUGCCUGAAGCACGAGCAGAACAGACAGGACCUGGUGAAAGCCGGGGUGCUUAACUUACUCACCAGAGCCAUAUUGCGUCAUGUUGAGCGGCCCGAGGUGGUGAAAGAGGCCUGCGUCGCUCUUAGAGUUAUGACCUUCGAUGACGACGUGCGGGUUCCUUUUGGCCAUGCGCACGAGCACGCCAAGAUGAUCGUGUUGGAGCACAAUGGACUGAAGGUCAUCGUAGAAGCUGCUACAGCGCAUCCUAAGAACAUUCCGGUCCUUAGCGAGCUGUGUGCCACCCUGUCCCGCCUGGCCGUGAGGAAUGAGUUCUGCCAAGACAUUGUGGAUUUGGGAGGACUAAAGUUUAUGAUGUCUCUGCUAGCGGACAGCUUGGACUGUCAGGACCUUGUAAAGCAAGUGUUGAGUGCGCUAAGGGCGAUUGCUGGAAACGAUGACGUCAAGGACGCCAUCGUGAACGCGGGAGGGACGGAGCUUAUUGUCAUUGCGAUAAACCGGCACUUAAGUAAUGCACAGGUGUGUGAACAGGGCUGUGCUGCUCUCUGUGUCCUCGCUCUGCGCAAACCCAAUAACUGCAAAGUCAUCAUGGAGAGUGGAGGAGCUCUGGCGGCCCUGCAGGCCAUGAAGACACAUCCGGAGGAAGUUAACGUCCAGAAACAAUCAUGCAUGCUGCUCAGAAACCUAGUGUCACGAAGCCGCGAUUACACCCAGCCCAUUUUGGAGAUGGGGGCCGAGGAGCUGAUCGGUCACGCCCUGACGUCGCACAGGGACUGUGGUGACGUGGCGAAAGCUGCUCUCAGAGACCUGGGCUGUCAGGUGGAGCUGAGAGAACUGUGGACUGGCAAGAAAGGAAGCCUGACUAAUUAAAAGACCAAAACCUGUGGAAGAGAGACUGGUCAAUAAUGAUUUUGCUACUGGGUAUUAAACACGUGUUCUACUGUGUGUGUGUUGAAUCCAAAUCUGAAGUCAGAUUUCCUCCAUAACGUCAAGAUUUUAAGUUAUACACAAAGCAUAUUUAAGUUAAAUACAAAGCAUAUGUAUUAUAUUACAUUACAUAAUAACAUUCAUUGCAUUCGUUCGUAAGUCUCUUUCAUGCCUACUGCUAAACUGAAAGAAGAAGGAAUUUUUAUUCCGCCAAAAAAACUCAACCCAUUGCUGCUUGGGAUGCAUUUGUUUUAAAUAGUGAAUCCUACAAACUUGGCUGUGUAAUGUCAGGUUCAAGACCAAACCUGGGCGAUAUAAGUGAUAAACAUGGAGAGAAAUUCCAUCAAGAGAACAAUAUAUCAAGGUCACUUUAACACCAACAUGAUGGGUGACAAUUGCGGGUUACUGCAGGUGGUAGCUAUAGCCACUUACAAGCACUAAAGCAAGUGCUUAAAAUCACUUUUGACCAGAUAUACAUUUACCUUCAGGUGACUAAAACGAUUAAAUUUUUUUUCUUAUUAAUUAAAAUACUAUCACGCACUUUGGAAGCAGAAAGCAAUUUCGCACAAUUUAGUUUUACAUUUUGCGGGUGCAUAACUUAAAAUCCUGACAUAAUAGAUAAAAUUAAAUUUCAGAUUUGGAUUCCUCCUACCAGAAUUGGUGGAAAACACUUGAACUUUGUCCAGUAGCACAUUUUUUUAUUGUUACUUGUCUGUAAUAAUAAACGCGUUUCAGAGUGUUUCAGAAAUAUAGAAUUCCGCUUCCAUUCUUCAUACGUGAAUUUAUAUAUAUAUAUAUAUAUAUAUAUAUAUAAAUAUUAGACAUAAUCCUGGAUUUGUUUUCCCAAGACAAAUAUAAAGCUGUUGAAUUGUUCAUAUGCACAGUUUUUUUUUGUCAUACCAAUUUGCUAAAGCCUGUGAAUAAAAUAAAUGCCAUGUUAUAGCUACUUUAAAGAUUAAACAUGAUGAGCCUUGCAUUUCGUUAUGUUAAGGAGACUCAGUAAGCAGACUUAGCAGUCUGUUACAAAGACUAAACUACAUCUAGUAGUUUAGUUACAUUAGUUAUUUAUACAGAAAUCUAAAGAAAACAAAAAUGAAAAAAACGAAGUCAGUCGCACAAUGUUGAUGAAUAAUUUCGUUUCAUUUUAUCUAAUCGUUCGAUUGUCAUUGAUAAAGAUAGUCUCAUAAUUUGUCUGUCAUAAUGUGCAUUGCUAUCCAGUUCGGGUUUAAAAUGAUUGUUAAGCGAUUAGUAAAUCCAAAAUCCUAAUAUGUUCCUCGAAAAGAAUGUUUCUCGUUUUUUUUUUUUUGCUAAAGCACUGUUUACUUGAAAUGGAUUACUUGAAAUGUUAUGGUGUACAUAUUUGUUUUUAUUGUUGUGUUUUUAUUUAUCAGGUUUACUAAUCUGUAUUUGAAGGAAUACUCCUUUAAUUUUAACCUUUAAUUCUCCACUGACUCCACAGUAAGUUCAUUUUAUUGACUACCAAGGACAAUAGCUUUAACAUUUCCCUGUACUGAGAUUAAAAAGAAAAAACUAAAAACUUUACUUUUAACGUAAGUCUAAAUGCAAUUCUUUACAUUAAUCCUGGGCAUAAGUGUGCAUUGCUAAGAAAGGGCUUUCUUUGUGUGGCAGUGUACAACAGGAUCUGAGGUUUGUCACAUGAUGUGACAUAAAAACAACUGUAGUUUUCCACUGUUAAUGUAUUUAAUUAGCAUGAGAAAAGGUAAACAAUAAUAUUCCUGACAGUAAGAAGUCGAUGUUCAUGAGCUGAAAUGUAGAAUACAAGACUCAACAUCAUGAUCUCAGCUGACAAUUAA